Myiozetetes cayanensis is the source of this 2620-nucleotide messenger RNA. RefSeq names its product pre-mRNA processing factor 18 (gene PRPF18). Bases 16 to 1026 code for a protein of 336 amino acids. The transcript is spliced from 11 exons. Lineage: Eukaryota; Metazoa; Chordata; Aves; Passeriformes; Tyrannidae. Gene Ontology annotation, biological process: RNA splicing; generation of catalytic spliceosome for second transesterification step. Gene Ontology annotation, cellular component: U5 snRNP; U4/U6 x U5 tri-snRNP complex; U2-type post-spliceosomal complex. The record is from RefSeq and is a predicted model, not a curated record.
UUCCCGGGGUUCGCCAUGGACAUCCUGAAGCGCGAGAUCAGCAGGAAGCGGCAGCAGCUGGAGGAGAAGGAGCUCCUGGGGGGAAAUAAGAAGUAUUUCAAGCGCAGUGAGUUAGCUAAAAAGGAAGAGGAGGCCUACUUCCAGAGAUGUGGCUACAAGCCUGUAAAUGAGAAGCCACCUGGAGAGGUACAGCAGCAGGAAGAGGAGGAGAAACCACUGGCUGCAUCAAAUCCAGUGCUGGAACUGGAACUGGCAGAAGAAAAGUUGCCAAUGACCCUUUCCAGGCAGGAGGUUAUCAGGAGGUUACGAGAGAGGGGUGAGCCCAUCAGGCUGUUUGGAGAAACAGAUUAUGAUGCAUUUCAGCGUCUGAGGAAGAUAGAAAUUCUUGCACCUGAAGUGAACAAGGGCUUGAGAAAUGACCUGAAGGCUGCUUUGGAUAAGAUUGAUCAGCAGUAUCUGAAUGAAAUUGUAGGCGGACAAGAAGCAGGAGACGACGACUCCCAGAACGACCUGAAAGUCCAUGAGGAGAAUACCACUAUUGAAGAACUGGAAGCUUUGGGAGAAUCCUUAGGACGUGGUGAUGACCACUAUGAUAUGGACAUCAUAACAAAGUUCUUGAAGUUUCUCCUCGGAGUUUGGGCCAAGGAGCUGAACGCCAGGGAAGACUACGUGAAACGGGGAGUGCAGGGGAAGCUGAACAGCGCCACCCAGAAACAGACAGAGUCCUACCUGAGGCCACUCUUCAGAAAACUCCGGAAAAGGACACUUCCUGCAGACAUCAAAGAAUCAAUAACAGAUAUUAUUAAAUUCAUGUUGCAAAGAGAGUACGUGAAGGCCAACGAUGCCUAUCUCCAGAUGGCCAUCGGGAACGCUCCCUGGCCCAUCGGUGUCACCAUGGUCGGCAUCCACGCGAGAACGGGCCGGGAGAAGAUCUUCUCCAAGCACGUGGCCCAUGUCCUGAACGAUGAAACCCAGAGGAAAUACAUACAGUUGCAGUUUUGUAGAGAUAGAGACCUUCAGGCUUAACUCUGAAUCCUCCAGAGCAGCAUCUUGGAGCUCAAAGCUUCUGGCAGGGGAGGCUUCCAGAAAUUUCUUCCUGAUGAAGAGGACUCCUGUUGCUUUUCGUCUGCUGCAGAUGUUUGCAAGAAAACUGCUUGCAAAAUGCAACUUCACCUUUCUACCCUGAGUCUUUUUGUUUUGGGGCUACAAGUAUCACUUUUGCUUUCUUUUCAGCUAUGGUUUUCAAUACCAUUUUUCCCUUCGUGAGGAGCUGCCUUCCAUGAUGAGUGUCUAACGACAGGGACAGGACUCUGCCAUCUUGGAGUACAAUGGCACUGCCAAAUUACAUUUCCACCACAGCAGUUUGCUUUCUUUUUUGUGAGACUUUUCUCCGUGACUUGAAAGAAAAUAAUCACAGGGUUUCUGUCACGUUGGUUUUUGGCAACUGGUGCCUUGAAAGAAUGAAAAGUCCACAUUCUGCCUUUCUCCUUGAUUGCUUCUUCAGUUUGCCUCUGGAGUGUCACGUGUGGUACUGCAUUUCUCCUCCCAAGAAAUGUUUGGUUCUUUUCUUGGGUGUGCAGCUUGUUUUGGUGUCAAAAAUUGCUGUUUGCUCUUCAGAAUUACUUUUGAUAUUCAGCUUUCUUUUAAAUGUAUUUUGUUGUGGUAUCAUUUUCUCCCUUGGUGAUAAAGAGACGUUAAAGCAUUUCUGUGAUCCUUCACUAUGAAUCUCACCACGUUUCUUUAGUUAUGCACCAAACUUCUCUAAAUUUUGGAGAGAACUCGACAAAUUGCAGGGAGAAAGGUUAAUAAAAGUUGAAUGGAGAAAACCACCCCCCAAAAAAACCAUCCCAACCCCAAAAUAGCAACCUAUUCUUAUUUAAUUCUUCUUGUUAAGCUUAAAAAUACUGUAGGCCAUUAAGUUUGUUUGACAGCUGCAGCUUUAUUACAGAAUUGUAAUUGUUCUAUUAAUUCCUAGGGGCUGAAGAGGCUCAUGACCAUUUGCCAGAAGCACUUCCCAACAGACCCAUCCAAGUGUGUGGAGUACAACGCUCUGUGAGGCUCUGCAGGGGCCAAGGCGUGACUCAUAUUUUUGCCUCCAAGACCCAGAGAGGAUGGAAGAGGCAGAGCCUGUGCUUGGACACCAACAGGAACUUUGUGAAAAUGCAGAAAGCAGGAGAUUUUCUACAGCUUCCUUUUUACAAGCCCCGUUUAUUUAGGUUUUAUUUUUAAAUCUGUGCUUUAUGUUGAACACAACCAGUAUACAGCAAAGGAGAGGUGGGUUUUGAAGAGGUUAAGACCAGGACAGUGACCAGGGGACAGUGCACGAGAGCCUUGCUUUUAUUUCAGUUUGUUAUUCAGACUGAACUGUUUCCCAUAUUUUAGAGCUUUAGUUGAGACUCAGCCCUGCAAGGAGCAUAUGUGGAGCUUUUUUUUUGGCUGCUUUUGCAUUGGAGACUGAUGUGGGGAGAUGAUUAGAGGGAAGCAGUUGAAUCUGAAGCUUGGUUAUUUCUGUAAAUAUAAAGACUUUAUGGGCUAAUCUUUCAUGUGGUAUUUAUCAGGAAUAAAAAAAAAAAGGUUUGUGUAUUUCUCAGCCUCAGUGCAAAGAGUUUUUGAUCUUAAA